UCGCUGCUCUUUGCUUCCACUCAUUUGUCCUCCGGAAGAGGCGGUGGGGAACUGCCGCGGCAAACUGUUGCAGAUGCAGGCUGUCGGUCAUCAUUCAUUCAUUCAUCCACCCCCAUCUCACUGAUCAAUCAGUCCUGUGCUUGUGGUAUGACAGAGCCACUGAUAUCAUCUCCUUUCAUCUCUGGUUGUAAUCGAAACCGAUCGAGGGACCAACCUUCCACACAGCCCCAUGGAAGACGCACAGAUGCUUCCGAUGCCACGCUGGCAGAUGGCCGCCAACUGUCAUCAUCCAGUGCUGCCGCCAUCCUCAUGCAAAGCCUAACGCUAAGAAGCGCGCGGGCGCCGAAUUUCCACGCUUGCAGCUUAGUUGAGCGACCCGGCUCAGUGGCGGCUCGCUCAUGCAUAGAAAGAUGGGUUUGGACCCGCGCUGGGUCUUCCAUCUGCAACACUACUCGCAGGCCAUGUGUGACUUUUGGCUGCCAAAAAAGAAGAGGCUGGCGACAGCUGGUCCACUGUGCUAUUCCUAUCUCAUCCUCCCGGCUGGAUCAAAAGCUGCACGGCAGGGGAAAUCAGCAGUUGGGCUCUGACACGUAUCGAACUAGCCGAUGCGCUGUCCUUCCGCCUAAUGCCUACUAAGUCUUAGGGACGGGACCAUCAACCAACAUGCCACAUUGCCCUUCGUAAUUCCUUUUUCACUUCAGUGAUGGUGGCCACACAGGAAAUGACGUCCCUCACCGUGGUUGCAAUUGGUGCCCGAUGUCUCAUCUCCGCUUGGAACGGCGGCGAGGGCAGAAUGAGAAUUAACGGACACAGCAGGAACUAAUAAGACAAACAGACGGCGUUCUAAUUG
Molecule: messenger RNA, 850 nt
Organism: Aspergillus eucalypticola CBS 122712
Lineage: Eukaryota; Fungi; Ascomycota; Eurotiomycetes; Eurotiales; Aspergillaceae
Exons: 1
Coding region: 148-636 (162 amino acids)
Source: RefSeq, a predicted model, not a curated record